Lichtheimia ornata is the source of this 411-nucleotide messenger RNA. RefSeq lists its product as uncharacterized. Gene Ontology annotation, cellular component: endoplasmic reticulum membrane; COPII-coated ER to Golgi transport vesicle. NCBI's taxonomy places the organism in Eukaryota, Fungi, Mucoromycota, Mucoromycetes, Mucorales, Lichtheimiaceae. Gene Ontology annotation, biological process: endoplasmic reticulum to Golgi vesicle-mediated transport. The transcript is spliced from 5 exons. The record is from RefSeq and is a predicted model, not a curated record. Bases 1 to 411 code for a protein of 136 amino acids.
AUGCCAAGUGAAGCACUCUUGUUUCUUUUUGCCGUUAUCAUGGCAGCUUUGCUGCUAUUUGUAAUGGUCUUUUUUGUAAUCAUGUUUUCUGAUCUGGAAUGCGACUACAUUAACCCCAUUGACCUUUGUAACAAGCUCAACCAGUUUGUCCUUCCCGAGAUGGGUGCUCAUGCUUUCUUGUUCUUUAUGUUUUUGGUGAAUGGAAGUUGGCUAUCGAUGCUAUUAAACCUUCCAUUGGUGGCAUUCAAUGUUCAAAAGGUCACGCAAAGCCGACACAUGUAUGAUGCAACCGAAAUCUUUCGUACCAUAUCUCAGCAUAAAAAGGAAUGCUUUAUCAAGCUCGCAUUUUACCUCAUCUGCUUUUUCUACUACCUGUAUUCCAUGAUUGUCGCUUUAAUCGCCGCUGACUAG